AUGGAUCGAGUUCCAUUAAGCCAAAACCAUUUAUUAAACUCUAAACACUCUCAUUUUUCACCUCGUUUCUCUCCUCCUACAGAACUCCACGAAGAGUACUAUAGAAAAAUUAACUGUCGCUAUUCUCCACCUUUAAUCACUUAUUUAUCUUUUAAUACUGUCACAAACCAUAGUACUUUCCCAAUAAUGUAUUACCAAAAUGCCCAAACUUCCAGAAAUACACGAUCACAUUCAAUCGCCAGGCCACUUAUUCCACCCUAUAUGAGCAACAGUCUUCUCUCUAUAAAAAUAUCUAAACUUUUAUACUUUAAAGACGCUAGAAUAAUCAGGAAAUCUCUCAAGAACAAACUACGCGAAGAUAUAAGUAGUUACAAAGCCGAUCUAAAAUCUCUAUCAAGUGAACACGAUAAAAUAAGCAAUUGUUAUGUAGCUAUAGCAUCAUUGGAGCGUAUGAUUAAAACUAAAACUCCGAGCAAUGGAUUCCGAGAAGGUAUUUACGGAAUGUUGAAAACUUUAUCAACAGAUCCUGGGGAGAAUAUAAACUUGACUAAUCAAAUAAUAUCAACCAUGUUGGAAAUUAUGAUAAAAAUAUGGAAUGAUAAAGGAUUAGGUAGAUGUGCAAUAUGUAAGUUUGGUAUUGUCAUAGAAUCUACAACUGAUGACGUUGAUAAUUUGUGGUUAU
This is a messenger RNA of Scutellospora calospora, 682 nucleotides long. Lineage: Eukaryota; Fungi; Glomeromycota; Glomeromycetes; Diversisporales; Gigasporaceae. The record is from the annotation of a GenBank genome assembly.